This is a messenger RNA of Austrofundulus limnaeus, 3155 nucleotides long. Its product is annotated as neuroligin-3. The coding region runs from base 531 to 2990 and encodes 819 amino acids. Gene Ontology annotation, molecular function: neurexin family protein binding. The record is from RefSeq and is a predicted model, not a curated record. Gene Ontology annotation, cellular component: membrane. Lineage: Eukaryota; Metazoa; Chordata; Actinopteri; Cyprinodontiformes; Rivulidae. The transcript has 8 exons.
GGACGGAGGAGAGAGACUCUCGCAGACCGAGCGAGGAGGAUACGGAGAGAAGAAGGAGGAGGAGGAGGAGGAGACCCGCGCGCGUUUCAUCCCAGACCCUGCUGCCUCCCCCCUUUAACAGAGCAGGAGUAUUGGGCAUGGUGCGUGGAGGAGAAAACCUCGGCGUGGAGCACCUUCCAGCAGCUCGUGCAGAAGCAGGCAGUCACACCGCGAGGCAGCGCGCGCGCACACUCCACGCAGCAGCAGCAGCUGCAGCAGCAGCAGCAGUGUGUCGACGCUCCGUGGGGCUGUGGCUUCUUCUUCUCUGGAUUCAUUUAUUCAAUCGGUGAUCCUCCUGCAGGUUUAUGAGCACUGCCAUGACAAGAGGAAGUAGGGCCGAUCCAUUCCAGGCUGAAGUGUUCUUGGAUUUGCUGAGUGUUGGAUCUAAAGGUGCAGAGAGUGAUGUCUGUUUGACAGGCUCAGUGCAAAGAGGCUAAACAGACACUAGAGUGUGCUUUUGUGUUGUGCAACGGCACCGUCUCAUCCGGACCAUGUGGCUGGCUACGUUCAGCAUCCAUCUGUUGCCUGCACACCUGCUACACCAGCGAGGGACUGCAACCAUCACUCACUGUGCUCUCCUCUGGUGGAUGUUAUGUUCCUGCUGCUCACUCACUAAAGCAACAAGCCAGAAAUUCUACCCAACUGUGACCACCCAGUUCGGGAAACUGCGAGGCCUCAGGGUCCCCGUCCCCAGCGAGGUCCUCAGACCCGUCGAUCAGUACCUCGGGGUCCCCUACGCCGCCCCGCCUGUGGGGGAAAAGCGCUUCAUGCCCCCCGAUCAGCCCUCCCCCUGGUCGGGAGUCAGGAACGCCACCCAGUUCAUGCCCGUGUGCCCCCAGAACAUCCACAACACGGUGCCAGAGAUCAUGAUGCCCAUUUGGUUCACGUAUAACCUGGACACGGUGGCCACAUACAUUCAGGAUCAGAGCGAGGACUGUUUGUAUCUGAACAUCUACUCUCCGACGGAAGAUGGGGGCCAAAACAAGAAAAAGGGGGCGCCUUUCUCACAUGCUGAGACUCAUAUAUCUGAAGAUAUAAGAGACUCUGAAGCCCGACCAGUGAUGGUUUACAUCCAUGGAGGCUCCUACAUGGAGGGCACCGGGAACAUGAUGGAUGGCAGCAUUCUGGCCAGCUACGGAAACGUUGUUGUCGUCACACUCAACUACAGAAUUGGGAUAUUAGGCUUCCUUAGCACCGGCGACCAGGCAGCAAAAGGAAACUACGGACUCCUGGAUCAGAUUCAGGCUCUYCGCUGGAUAAGUAAAAACAUCGGUUACUUUGGAGGAGACCCCGGGCGCAUCACGGUGUUUGGAUCUGGGAUCGGCGCUUCAUGUGUCAGUCUGCUAACACUGUCCCACCACUCAGAGGGCCUGUUCCACAGAGCCAUCAUCCAAAGUGGUUCAGCGCUGUCCAGCUGGGCCGUCAACUAUCAGCCAGUCAAGUACACUCGCAUGCUUGCUGAGAGGGUUGGCUGCAACGUGCUGGACACGGUGGACAUGGUGUCCUGCCUGCAGAAGAAGAGCGCUAAGGAGCUCGUGGAACAGGACAUCCAGGCCGCCCGCUACCGCGUGGCUUUCGGCCCCGUCAUCGACGGAGACGUCAUCCCAGAUGACCCCGAGAUCCUGAUGGAGCAGGGCGAGUUCCUCAACUACGACAUCAUGCUAGGGGUGAAUCAGGGCGAGGGGUUGCGCUUCGUGGAGAAUCUGAUGGACCUGGAGGACGGCGUGUCCGGCAACGACUUUGACUUCGCCGUGUCGGAUUUUGUGGACAGUUUGUAUGGCUACCCGGACGGGAAGGACACCCUCAGAGAGACGAUUAAAUUCAUGUACACGGACUGGGCUGACAAGGAUAACCCGGAGACCAGGAGGAAGACCCUGGUUGCGCUCUUCACUGACCACCAGUGGGUGGAGCCAUCGGUGGUAACAGCUGACCUGCACGCCCGCUAUGGCUCACCCACGUACUUCUACGCCUUCUAUCACCACUGCCAGAGCCUUAUGAAGCCCGUGUGGUCGGACUCGGCACAUGGCGAUGAGGUGCCCUACGUAUUUGGCAUCCCCAUGGUGGGCCCGACCGAUCUGUUCCCCUGUAACUUUUCCAGGAAUGACAUCAUGCUCAGUGCCGUGGUCAUGACAUAUUGGACCAACUUUGCAAAGAGUGGGGAUCCGAACAAGCCAGUGCCACAGGACACCAAGUUCAUCCACACUAAGGCCAACCGCUUUGAGGAGGUGGCCUGGUCCAAGUAUGACCCCUACGACCAGUUUUACCUGCACAUUGGCCUGAAGCCUCGUGUCCGGGACCACUACCGCGCCACCAAAGUGGCCUUCUGGAAACACCUGGUGCCCCACCUCUACAACCUUCAGGGAAUAUUCUACUACUCCUCCACCACCACCAAAGUCACUCCUCUGGAUCCCACCCAGUCCAACGGGAAGAGGUCCGGCGGCACCGGACGCCCUCCCGUCUCCACGUCUCACAGCGGGGGUGAAGGUGGGAGAGAAAUGGGUCCCCUGAUCAUGCCGAACCCCAGAGAUUACUCCACCGAGCUCAGCGUCACCAUCGCCGUCGGGGCGUCGCUGCUCUUCCUCAACGUCCUGGCCUUCGCAGCCCUGUACUACCGCAAGGACAAGCGCAGCCGCCAGGAAACGUCCCAGCAGCCGAGCCCCCAGCGCGAGAGCAAAGGCAACAACGCCAGCCACACCAACACCGUCGACGAGACCCUGUCGUCCCAGCAAAGGAGCCCGUGCGAGGCCCUCCACAACCCUCUCCACGCCUCCCCCAGCUACUCUCUGAGUCAGCGUCGCUCCCCCGACGACAUCCCGCUGAUGACCCCCAACAACAUCACCAUGAUCCCCAACUCCCUCAUGGGCCUGUCCAACAUGAGCCCGUACAGCACCUUCCCUGCCGGCUACAGCUCCGCAGGCCUGCCCAGCACCCACUCCACCACCCGAGUAUAGCCUGGCAGGAGGCGGAGACCAGAACYGAACACAAACAUUAACGUAUAGAGCUGUAUUUAGGAUGUGUACGUAAAAUAGAAGCCAAUGUUUGUUCUGUCAUUUCCAAGAGGUGUGCGACCACCAACAUCCUGCCUUCUCUCUCUCUCUCUCUCUCUCUCUCUCUCU